UGUAUCAGCCCUCCCGCGCCCCGUCCUCCUCGCCACCACGCCUUUGACUGCUCGUGCCCGCCGCUGCUCAUCAUGGACAUUAGGGGAAAGCAGCCAUCCACCUGGGACGCGUACGACGGCGCCGCGAGGGCCUCAGUCGACUCGGAUGCAGGAAGCCGAGUGCAGUGGGACCAGCUCGAGCGGCGCCCCAGCCGAGAGAGCAACAUGACAGGCGGGGGGCGCUGGUCAGAGGCAGCCGGCGAGCUGCGGCGACGGAGAUCCUCCAUCGGCCACCAGUUUGGCGCCCUGGGCGACGCCGGUGGCGUCAACAGCAUCAACAACUUUGCGCGGUCCUGGCAGCGUGCCGCCGGCUUCUUCGAAAUCACACCUGUGCGCCCCUCGUUCCGCGUCGAGCACGACGGCGACGACGACGACGACGACCAAGAUGGCGACAGCGGGGCGACCGAGUUUGUGCGCAGCGGCCUGCCAGCCUCGAUACCAGACCAGCGAUCAGCCCUGAGGGAGGCGCUGCAGACGCAGGGAAGGCACUCGUCCGACAACGCAGUCGCCGAUGAAGAGCAAGCGGUGAAUGAACAGACGCAGCUGCUGCCCCACGCAGUCGAGCAGCGCCUGAGAGGAAGAGGGUCGAGCAUAUUCCAGGUCGAGCCCUCGCUGUCGUCGCCUUUUGGCGCAAGCUACGGCACCGCAUACGGCAGUCUGAGCUCGCGCUUCAACGAGUCGUCGAUGCGCCACGCAGGAAGACUGUUCACCGAGCAGCAGACCAAGGGGGCGACCGAGCCCGAACAAGAGCGAGAGCCGCUUCUUGUCAAGCAGAUUGAAGAGGACGGCCAUAUCAUCAAUGUGGUUGUGGGCCAAUCCACCGUGCCCCAGACUAUUUUCAACUCGGUCAACGUGCUGGUUGGCGUGGGGCUGCUCACUCUCCCCCUGGCCUUCAAGUACUCGGGCUGGCUGAUUGGCAUGAUUUUCCUGGCAUGGUCAGCUGUUGUCACUUCGUACACUGCGAAGCUGCUAGCAAAGUGCCUGGACGUUGAUGGCUCCUUGAUUACAUUCGCCGACUUGGCCUAUGUCUCGUACGGAUCAAAAGCCCGAAUUGCCGUCAGCAUGUUGUUCUCUCUCGAGCUGCUGGCAGCCUGUGUUGCGCUCGUGGUGCUGUUUGCUGACAGCAUGGACGCUCUCAUUCCUGGCUGGGAUAUCUUGCAGUGGAAGAUUCUGUGCGGCUUGAUCCUGAUACCGCUGAGCUUUCUACCGCUCCGCUUUUUGUCAUUUACGUCUGUUUUGGGCGUCAUGUCCUGCUUUGGAAUUACAAUUGCCAUCUGGAUCGACGGCCUUGUGAAACCCGACGCUCCCGGAUCUAUACGCCAGCCCGCAACGCAGUACCUGUUUCCCGACAACUGGCUUACCGUCCCCCUCUCAUUUGGCCUGCUCAUGUCUCCCUGGGGCGGUCAUUCUGUUUUCCCAAACAUCUACCGCGACAUGCGACACCCUUACAAGUACCGGAAAUCAGUCGACGUGACGUACAUCUUCACUUACAUCAUCGACGUCGGGAUGGCAUGCGCCGGCAUCCUCAUGUUUGGCGACGACGUCAAGGAAGAAAUCACGAGCAACAUCUUCCUGACACAGGGUUUCCCCAAGGGCAUUUCCGUCUUUAUCGCAAUCUGCAUCGCCAUUAUCCCCCUGACAAAGAUUCCGCUCAACGCCAGACCCAUUGUCAGCACUCUCGAGCUUCUCUUUGGGCUGGACGCACGUUCUCUCGCCAUGUCAUCCUCGAUGGGUGGCAUGAGUGGUCUUACUCGGGGAGCCCUCAAAAUUUCCCUGCGCAUCAUUACCAUUAUUAUUUUCGUCUUCAUCGCUACCGUUUUCCCUUCGUUCGAUCGCAUCAUGACGCUCCUCGGAAGCGUCGCCUGUUUUAGCAUUUGCAUCAUCCUACCAUUGAUGUUCCAUUUGAAGCUUUUUGGAAAAGAGAUUUCCAGCGGCGAGAAGACGAUGAAUUGGGUACUGAUCGCGGUGAGUACCGUAAUGGCCAUUGUCAGUACCGCGUUUGCUUGCGUGCCCAAGGAGACACUCGGGGCCUAGACAUGAAGAUAUGUUUAUUGGAGGAGGCAUGAAAAGUUUAAUGUUGUAGUGUGUUCUUGGCUCGUACACCGUUCGAUAUCCAGGAUGUAGUUUGGCGUUUUGUAGCAUUUGUUCGGCUUUCCUUUUGGCAUCAGUAUGUAAACCAGCAUUCAUGACCGAGUUCGAGGUUCACUGUCUUUACAGAGGCAGUGGCCUUUUCCUUUCACUAGAGAAUCAGGGUCUAGCCUGCACUCACUUUCCGCCCAAGCGCCCUGCGCCUGCCGUUUUAGUGUAUAGUUUUGCAGUAGAGUAGGAUCAAU
This is a messenger RNA of Exserohilum turcica Et28A, 2372 nucleotides long. RefSeq lists its product as uncharacterized. Gene Ontology annotation, molecular function: amino acid transmembrane transporter activity. Gene Ontology annotation, biological process: amino acid transmembrane transport. Gene Ontology annotation, cellular component: vacuolar membrane. Lineage: Eukaryota; Fungi; Ascomycota; Dothideomycetes; Pleosporales; Pleosporaceae. The transcript has 3 exons. Bases 73 to 2073 code for a protein of 666 amino acids. The record is from RefSeq and is a predicted model, not a curated record.